Messenger RNA from Lotus japonicus, 2860 nucleotides. Its product is annotated as protein VAC14 homolog. Gene Ontology annotation, cellular component: endosome membrane; PAS complex. The transcript has 20 exons. Gene Ontology annotation, biological process: positive regulation of kinase activity; phosphatidylinositol biosynthetic process. The record is from RefSeq and is a predicted model, not a curated record. The coding region runs from base 390 to 2555 and encodes 721 amino acids. Lineage: Eukaryota; Viridiplantae; Streptophyta; Magnoliopsida; Fabales; Fabaceae.
UACUCUCUUAUAUCCCAAUUAGGUUUCAUUUUCAAUUUCUUUCCAUUCCAAAUUAAAAAAAGGGGAAAACAAAAUUAGGUUUCAUUUUCAAUUUCCAAUUUCUUCCCCAUUUCAAUUCCCAAUUUUUGAUAUCAGAUCUGAUUCAUCUCAUCUGGAUACCAAAAAUUCCCCAAAUUCAGUCCCUUUACACGUCAGAAAAUAAAAUCUUGAAGUUUGGAUUUCAUUGCUGAUCCCCAAAAAGGGAAAAAAGUGAGGUGAGAAAAACAAAGAGUAUCAGUGUCGUCUCAGAAUGUUUCGUUUUGAACAGGAAAAGAUCCGAAAACGAAUUUGAUCUCCAAAGUUUGCGACUUUUCACCAAUCAACUGCUUCCCACCUUGCCGGGUAUUUCUAUGGCCGACGCUCUCUCGUUGAUUCCGGCAGCCGUGCUCCGCAACCUUGCUGACAAGCUCUAUGAGAAGCGGAAGAAUGCUGCUCUUGAGAUUGAGGGGAUAGUGAAGCAGCUAGCUACUGGUGGUGAUCAUGAUAAGAUAGCGGCUGUGGUCAAAUUGUUGACUACUGAAUUCACAUUCUCACCACAAGCCAAUCAGAGAAAGGGAGGAUUGAUUGGAUUAGCUGCUGCAACUGUUGGGUUGGCUUCUGAAGCAGCUCAGCAUCUUGAGCAUAUUGUGCCCCCGGUGUUAAAUUCUUUCUCUGACCAAGAUAGCAGAGUUCGUUAUUAUGCUUGUGAAGCUCUAUAUAACAUUGCUAAGGUUGUGAGAGGGGAUUUUAUUGUAUUCUUCAACCAGAUUUUUGAUGCCUUAUGCAAGCUUUCUGCAGACUCAGACGCCAAUGUACAAAGUGCUGCGCACCUCUUAGAUCGACUUGUGAAGGAUAUCGUGACUGAAAGUGAUCAAUUCAGUAUUGAGGAAUUUAUACCGCUGCUAAGGGAGCGCAUGAAUGUAUUGAAUCCAUAUGUCCGCCAGUUUUUGGUGGGAUGGAUUACGGUAUUGGACAGUGUCCCAGAUAUCGAUAUGCUGGGCUUUCUUCCUGAUUUUCUUGAUGGCUUGUUUAAUAUGUUGAGUGAUUCAAGUCAUGAAAUACGUCAACAAGCUGAUUCAGCUCUUUCAGAGUUCCUUCAAGAGAUUAAGAACUCCCCAUCUGUAGAUUAUGGUCGAAUGGCUGAAAUACUGGUACAGAGGGCAGGCUCUCCAGAUGAAUUUACUAGGCUAACAGCUAUCACAUGGAUAAAUGAGUUUGUCAAACUUGGUGGAGACCAGCUUGUUCCAUAUUAUGCUGACAUUCUUGGAGCCAUUUUGCCUUGUAUAUCAGAUAAAGAAGAGAAAAUUAGAGUUGUUGCUCGUGAAACAAAUGAAGAGCUACGCACCAUCAAGGCUGAUCCAGCUGAAGGGUUUGAUGUAGGAGCAAUUCUCUCCAUUGCUAGGAGGCAAUUAUCUAGUGACUGGGAGGCUACUCGAAUUGAAGCUCUGCACUGGAUAUCAACCCUUUUAAACAAACAUCGUACUGAGGUUUUGCAGUAUCUAAAUGACAUAUUUGACUCCCUGCUGAAGGCACUUUCAGAUCCAUCUGAUGAGGUUGUUCUUCUAGUUCUUGAUGUUCAUGCAUGCAUUGCAAAAGAUCCUCAGCACUUUCGGCAGCUUGUUGUUUUCCUGGUGCACAAUUUCCGGAUAGACAACUCUCUUUUGGAAAAGCGUGGUGCUUUAAUAAUUCGUCGACUUUGUGUGCUUUUAAAUGCUGAGAGAGUCUACCGUGAACUUUCUACAAUACUAGAAGGGGAAUCCGACUUGGAUUUUGCAUCAAUUAUGGUUCAGGCAUUGAAUUUGAUCUUACUUACAUCAUCGGAACUAUCUGAGAUUAGAGAUCUUUUGAAGCAAUCACUGGUAAAUCCUGCCGGGAAGGAUUUAUAUGUUUCUUUGUAUGCCUCAUGGUGCCAUUCUCCAAUGGCAAUUAUAAGUCUUUGCUUAUUAGCUCAGACUUACCAACAUGCAAGUACUGUGAUUCAAUCUCUGGUAGAGGAGGAUAUUAAUGUCAAACUCUUAGUCCAGCUGGACAAAUUGAUUCGCUUGCUGGAAACUCCAGUCUUCACUUAUCUUAGAUUGCAGCUUCUCGAACCUGGAAGAUAUCCAUGGUUGUUUAAAGCCUUGUAUGGUCUUCUCAUGUUGCUUCCUCAGCAAAGUGCUGCCUUCAAGAUACUAAAAACUCGUUUAAAAGCUGUGCCAUCGUUUUCUUUCAAUGGUGAGCAAUUGAAGAAAACAUCCUCAGGGAAUCCCUAUCAAUUUCUACACCACAUGUCUGGUGGAUCUCAUACUUCUGAGGAUGGUGACAUAACUGCUGAUAGUGGGAACUCACACAACGGGAUAAAUUUUGCUGCAAGGCUACAACAGUUUCAACAAAUGCAGCGCCAGCAUCGUGUGCAUAUGAAAGUACAGACACUGUCUCGCAAAAAUUCCCCUUCCUUGUCCAAGGAGGCACAAAAACCGGAAGAACCAAAGCGACCACCGCAGUUGAGUGAGCUUAAUAUUCCUCCUUCAAGAUCAUCCAAGAGAGGUCCAGUGUAGCUAGAACGUUGCUUCUUGCCCAUGUUCAUUCAAUCUUAUUGUGCAUUGAUCCCAGUGUAUGUGAACUUUGAAUGGGAUCAAUCAGGUAUUGAUUUGUAAAAUUGUAAAUCAUAAUAGCUCGUUAUUCUACCACCUAUCAUAGAAGGUUGGAAAGUGGGUUUUGGAUAAAGCUUGAGCUUGUUGCUGGGCUAUUCUUUUGACCAUGUAAACGAAGAUACCCCACAUGGUUCUGUUGUUUUUGUUGAAAAUCAUGUGGGUUAGAGAGAAGGGGAUAUUUUAUUUAGAAAAGUUGCCUUUUCUUGACC